AUAUUUUGUACUUGUAAAUCGGUUUUGUACUUGUAAAAAAGAUUUGUAUGCGUAAAAAAAAUUUGUGUGUGCGUAAAAAAGAUUUGUAUCUGUAAAAAAGAUUUGUGUGUGCGUAAAAAAGAUUUGUAUCUGUAAAAAAGAUUUGUGUGUGCGUAAAAAAGAUUUGUAUCUGUAAAAAAGAUUUGUGCGUGUGUAAAACAGAUUUGUGCGUGUGUAAAAAAGAUUUGUGUGUGGACUUAGCCAAAAAACCCCUGCAAGUUACAAGUACGAAUUUUGACCCUAUUUUUCUUCCUUUAAGCUGAUUGGUCAAUGUCAUGUCAAUCACAAAUUAAACAAUCCAAUCAGAGAACAGAUGGGCUUGGCUGUCGGGGGGGAUGCUUUACGGACCUUCAGGUCCUGGAAGGGUAACACAGUUUGAAGAUGGAGGACAGCGGUGGCGCUUCUGCAGCGCAGGAGCCAAAGACUGCAAUAGAGAAGGCUAUACUGAAUCUUGUGGGAAUUCUGUCAACUUCCCAGUCUGAUAUUAGGAGUGGAACUGCAACCACAUCUGUUACAGCGACAGUGCCUCAGCAAACCCCAAGAGUGAGCACCCAAAUAGAAAUGCAAAGGUCAUUUCCAGCAAUGUUUCAAAGAAGGCAAUCCAAAGGAAAGAGGCCUUUCCCAGCUCCUAGUAAUGUCAUACAUGCAGUUCGCAACAUUCAGUUGCAAUUCUGUCUUUUGCCUGAUUCCACGACAAAAACCCCAAAGAAUGAAAUACGGCUUCUUCAAGCUGGACUUGGAAGGCGAACUCUCAGCAUAGCUGACAAUGCUGAUCAUGAAGAAAUUACUGUAGCUCUGCAUGAAGAGUAUCCGAAGAUGAAGGCCCUAACUGGUGGAUGGCUCUUGUAUAAAGCAGGAGGUGGUAGCGGACAGAGAAAUCUCACUCUAGUAUCUCAGGGAACACAAGGCUACACAGCCAAGACGCUCAAGAUGGCCACCAACAAUGGAAAAAAUACACUUUAUAUUGUCCCUCUCCAAGAAAAAAUUGAUACUACACCUCUUCCACAUGAUGCUGCAGAAUUCAGCAAAAUGCCGAAGUCUCAGUGCAAGACCUGUGGUGUGACUAUGCCUCUUCAGCUACUUGUUUGUCACGUAGAAAACUGUGUACAAGAAGCUGCGUGUGAAAGCAUGACUGACCAGGCACAUCAGAAUGAAGUCCAAUUGGAGCCUUCUUGUCCUGUUUGUGGAAAUCGUUAUCCUCCAGAUGACUUGGUCUUGCAUGCCAGUACAUGUGGUGAUCGUGAAGUGGAUGACCUGCAUCACACAGCACAUGAAUUCAGAGACACACUUCUCAAUUUUGCUGCUGAGAUGAACACUGACAUCCCAGCCAACAAUAAGGAAGUAGAACAGUGGAAAAAGGCCAGUGAUCCCCAAGAUGCUGCAGUUUUGUUUAAGAGGCAUCUCUUAAAGGAAAAGGAGGAGAACCCCACAAUCACAGCUAUCAUUGACAUUCGACAAGAUCAAACAUCCCAGAGCCGAGAGAUCAUUGCUUUCUACAAAAGACCACAGAUUGAUUGGGCAGGACCUUUUCGUUGUUCUUUACAAGGUGACACAGCUGUUGGCACUGGGGUCCAGAGACAUUUUUUCAGCAUGGCAAUGCUAAAGUUGCAACAUGGCUUUAACAUCCAUAGCGGUGCAGCCAACAUGACCCUUCUCUUUGAGGGACAAGAGAACCAUCUAGUGCCUUCUACUUCUCAGAUUUUGGCAGACAGUGACUUAUUUGUGGUAGCAGGCAGAAUGAUUGGGCAUUCAUUUUUGAACGAUGGGCCACGAUUGCAUGGCCUCAGCAAGGCUAUUAUUCACAUGUUGGUCCAUGCUGAUAGAGACACUGUCACUGUCCAGCUCGAUGAUGUGCCAGAUCUAGAUAUUCGUUCUACAAUUUGCAUGCUUGAUGGUAAUAAACACCUCACUGAGCAGCAGAAGGAUGACAUUAACAAUUUGGCCAUUUCCUGGGACUUGCCACCCGUCAGUGCAGAAAACCGCAGAUGGCUGUUCCAACAGCUUCUCCAUCAUGCAGUGAUAGGCCGAACUAAAAGGCAGACAAAACACAUCAGAAAAGGUCUGAAGGACACCGGAUUGUUGACUAUGCUUCAACAAAGACCUGACACAGCCUCAGUGGUCUUUCCCCAGCAUGAAGACAGCAUUCUUACUGCACAGGCUGUUCUUAGCCACAUUGUUUGGCCAGGAGAUGAGGGCGAUGAUGAAGACGAUGAUGAUCCACCUUACCCACUAAGCAUCCAAAUGCAAACAGUGGGAUUUCUGAAGACCUACAUUGAAACAGCCACUCCAUUCCAGCUCAGCCAGCUGAUGAGGUUUUGGGUUGGAUGGGAAAUUCCGACUGGUACCAUGAAGGUUGAAGUGGUCAAAGCAGACUACCUCAUAUCCUCUACAUGUUUUGGAACGUUGCGUGUGCCUGGGCACUUCCACGAGUACAAUGUCUUUUCCAAACAUGUUGAUGAUUGCAUUGCAACUUGUGCCACAGGUUUCGGCCUUAUUUAAAAGCAAUUUGUAGACACUGGAUGUCGAAUAAACUUUACCAUGCUUGAAAAAUGUUUUACAUAGCCAAAAGUUUCACUGUUACCUAGGCUUAUUGAUUUUUUGGGAAUAUUGUCAUGCGAGUUUAAAUAUAAAAAUUAAAGUUACAGUUCCCACCAUUAAUUUUUAUAUUUGAAGUUAAGGAACUAAUGACUGUGUUAUUUAGGGUUGUUUUGUUAACUUAAAGUCAUUGUCAUGCAUCCGAUUCACAUCAUCUCUUUGUUUGAAGCAGUUUCAUGGAUUACAAGAAGUGAAAAAAAGUAGAUUAAUACUAAAGCUGUAUUAAAUGUUACACACAGUCCAAUGCUGUUGAAUAUAAUGUUAAUAAAAAUCUGCCACACUG
Molecule: messenger RNA, 2917 nt
Organism: Pelmatolapia mariae (spotted tilapia)
Lineage: Eukaryota; Metazoa; Chordata; Actinopteri; Cichliformes; Cichlidae
Exons: 15
Coding region: 421-2538 (705 amino acids)
Molecular function (GO): ubiquitin-protein transferase activity
Source: RefSeq, a predicted model, not a curated record